Messenger RNA from Rhopalosiphum padi (bird cherry-oat aphid), 4033 nucleotides. RefSeq lists its product as uncharacterized. Bases 423 to 3854 code for a protein of 1143 amino acids. The record is from RefSeq and is a predicted model, not a curated record. Gene Ontology annotation, biological process: mRNA export from nucleus. Gene Ontology annotation, cellular component: transcription export complex 2; nucleus; cytoplasm. The transcript is spliced from 3 exons. Lineage: Eukaryota; Metazoa; Arthropoda; Insecta; Hemiptera; Aphididae.
CCGGCUGGCCGGCUAGAAAAUCACCGACAUCGUUACGGACCAUUGUUAUUCAGCGGUUCAGCGUCUUUUGCCGUCCUCUUCACAAACGUUUGUUUUAAAUGUUUUAAACGAGUUUCCUAACAUUUGUAUCCACGGACAGGCCCAACACGAUCGUUACCGUAAACGAAAAAGGUCAAAAUAACUUAUGAAAAUCAAUUGUUCUAUAACUAUAUCAAAGGAUAAUUCCUCUUAGGAGCAAUUCUAAUUUUCAAUUAUUGUUCAGAACCGUGGUAUUUAGGUAAUGGUAAUUCUAUGAAAAAUGAAAAAAAAACAGAUCAAAAACGGAUAAGAAUUAUACCAACAUAAUUUAUAUUUAAACAUCAUAUAUAUAUAAUAUAUACAUCAAGAACAUUUUACACAAAAUUCAAUGCCCCAACAAUAAAAUGGGUGAUGGUAAAUUUAAUGGUACUAAUUCGCGUAUGAAGAGAACUACUUAUGAUGAAGAUAGAGCAUUCAAAGAAGAACCACCUUUUAAAUCACAGCGUUUAUAUCAACAUAAUGAUGAUCAAUAUUUGCAAGGCCAAAAUGAUACUCAGUAUCAAUUUGAAAAUACUGAAAUCACUGAACACAAUUAUGAAAGAAUUCCAGCUACAACUGUUUAUAAAAAAUUACAGGUAUUGGAAAUUAGAGAUAAAAUAUUACGUGCAUCUACUACAUUACCAAUUAAAGAAGUUAAUGUUGAUGAAAUCAAACCAAUGGUUGGUACUUGUCAAGAUAUGUGUCCAGAAAAAGAACGUUUAUUACGUAUACAUGGUAAUAUGGUUUCACCGUUUGAAUGUAAAAUGAUUGACACAAAAUUAGAACCAGUUUUUGAAAUGAUGGUAAAACAAUAUGCUAGAAGUUCCGCUGACCAAGCUAAUCCGUUAUCUCAAGAAUUGAGACCGACACCUAUACUUAUUAAAACUAUGCAUUAUAUGCUUAAAAAUAUUAUAUACCCAAUUGAAUCUAACAUUGAACAAGAUUUGGCUAGUUGGUAUGACUUUUGUUGGGAUCGUUUGCGUGCAAUACGAAAAGAUAUUGUUCAACAAAAUUUACAGAACUCUGAAGUUGUGACAAUAUUAGAACAAAUUGGCCGUUUUCAUAUUGCCUGUUAUGAUCUAAUGCUUGGUUAUACAGGCUUUGAUAUAAAGUUAAACACAGAAAACCUAAACAAUUGCAUUCAAAUGUUAAUGCCUAUGUAUAGAGAUUCAGAGCAACCAUGUCCAAAUGAACCAGAGUUUGUGUCGUAUGAGUUGCUCAUGCAUUUAGGAAACCCACAAUUUCAUAUAGCAUAUGAUUUAUUACCAAUUCAUAUAAAACAAACACCUCAAGUGAGAUUCUGUAUUAAGGCUAAUAACACUUAUUUACAAUCAAGUGAUUGUAAGGCGUUCUUCAAUUUACUAAGAAGUACGACUUUUAUGAAUUGUUGUAUAUUACAAAGAGUUAUUCCAGGUAUUAGAUAUAAUAAUAUAAAAAUGAUGAACAUGUCAUAUACUACCGUGAAAAGAGUUUAUAAGCUUGAAAUGGGACAUUUUAUGGAAAAAUUAUGUUUUGAUGAUAAACAAUUAGCACAAGAGUUUUUUUCUGAUAUACAAUUACAGUUUAAUGAAACGCAUGUAGACCUUUCUCGUAAUAUAGCCAUUCGUGCGCCUGAGCUUAGAAGACAAAAACAAGAAUUCAUAAUUUCUGAGAAAAGACAAAAUUUAACAUUCUUAAUAUCUAGAGUAGAAAACAUGCCUGAUGUUAUAGUAAGCCCAGUUCAUUCAAGCUUUGACGACAAUGAUCGUUUUUAUGAUCAUACUAUUAAUGAAGUAAACAAAGAUCUGAGCACUGAAAUAUCAGAUUCUGAGAUGGUAGUAGACACUCUUUCUCCAUCAAAUUCAAGUGAUGACGAUACAAACAGAAAAGUAUUCUCUACUACUCCAAUACAAACUCCAGUUUUAGAAAUACCUACAUUUACUUUUAAUUUACCUAAGUUUUCAUUACCACCUAUACAAGUUCAAAAACCAUUUGUCAAUUUUGAAUGGAAUCUGCCUCCAAAAUUAUCUACUUUCCAAGAUAUUUUAACCUCAAACCAAUCAAAUCUAUCAACAAGUUCACUUGUAACAAACAAUAUAACAAGUCUUCCAAUACCAACUACUCAAGAUGUAUUUAUAAAACCUCCAUGUCAAAGUCCUAUGAAUAUAAGUCCUAUUCAGCAAACACAUCCUCAGAUUAAUUUAAAUGAAAAACCAGAUGUUACACAAGUAAUAGAACAUCAAACUAAUCUUACCAAAAAAUAUUUUUGUAAGUGGCAGAAUUAUGUUAACCGUAAGAAGUCUAUAUAUAUUGAAGAGAUGUUUGCAGAUGGUGAUUUGUUUCAUUCAGAGUGUAUUUCAUCUUUAUCUUCAUCUCCGUCAUCAACAAAGUCUCUAAGUUUUGUCGAUGAAGUUAUUGAAAUAAUUCAAGAAGAACCAAAAGAAUGGUUAAAUAAACAGUAUGUUUUAGCAAAAAAAUAUUUCUUUAUUUGGUUACGAAAAGUUCUACGUAGAAGAAGAAAGAUUGAAAUUGAUCCUGUAUGCAGUAUGCCAUGGUCAGUAUUUAUGCAAGUACACGGCACACCAAAAGAGACAUUAUCAAAUACGUUUCAAAAUGUUAAGUCUGAGAGACAAUUUAAAAAUCCAUUUGAUCCAUUGAAUAUUAAUAAUUCUACAGAAUAUGAUAUUAGUGUUCAAAUUGCUAAUAUAUUCGUUAAAAAUGUAAAAGAGAUGAAGAAAGAUGAAUAUGAUAGAAAAAAGAUAUUUUGGAAAUUGGCAAUUAAUUAUGGAGAUACACCAGAACCCUAUUGUAUAGAAAAAAAGGUGCUAACAAUUAUUUAUGGUAAAUUAGGAUUUAGUAACAAUCAAGUACAGAAAAUUUAUACUGAUUAUAAUGCAUAUUUCAUAAAAACAGUGCAUAGUUGUAUUGGGCAAUUCAACUGGACAAACAAUGGUUUGAACGCAGCUCUUAUUUUUACAAAUACGGAUAAAGAAGACAUUGAGACAUUGUUUAAACGCGUAGAUUUAAUUUUGCAGUCAACUCCAAUAGCUAUUCCUUUAGUCAUGAUAUUUUCUUCUAAAUCAGAUAAAAAUAGUAUUAAUCAUUACGAAUAUGUUUUAGAUGGGUACAAGGAAAACGAGUACAUAAAUAAUUACUCUGUUUACAUAUGGGAAGGUCCAAAGACCAUUUUGGAAUCCAUUGAAUUCUUUUCCAAACAUUAUGUAGACUUGACCCCUGGUGCGCGUACAGAAAAAUUAUAUUAUAAUUUACUCAAUUUUUCUCGACAUUUCUUCGUAAAAGUACGUAGUUUAUUAUCCGAAGAUAAUCCAAAUACUAUCAUUGAAAAAUACAAUCAAUGCUUGGAUGCUUAUAUUUUACGAUUAGGUAGAAAUAAUAAAAUAUUAACAGACUUGGCACCCGAUUUGAUUCCAUACUACACUCAAAAUCCAGAUGAAUUUUCAAAAGAAUAUUCAAACUUCAAUCUGAAAUAUUUUGAAGAUGUAUUAAAUAUUGCACACCUAUUGCCAUAUGAAUCAUGGCCACCUAACAAUAUUGAUGAUUUAAUGGACUAUGUAAAAAAUAUGUGCAAACUUUCAAACCGUAGAUCUUGGUGUUUAGACAUAUUGCAAAUGCUCCAAUUGUAUAGACAAGCCAAUUUGGAAUACUGUUUAUUGAAUGCUAGUUGGUAUGAACCAAUCGAAAUGUGGAUUGAAGGUACAUUAGAAAAGUGUUCUAUUGCACAGAAUGACUUCAUCAUAUUUUACAAUGGUGACCCAAUCACCGAUGUACUUAAUAUGAUAUUUUCAGACCAACAAUAAAUAUAUUGAGUUUUUAUUAAUUAAAAAUGACCUAAACCAUUUUUAAUUGAUAAUUUUUCAUAACUGAAGUAUAUUCUUCUAUAUUUGUAUGUACAUGUUAGUAAAUAGUAUUAACUAUCAAGAUAUGUAUUAUUACAUGUAUUUUUAUAAAUAUAGAGUAUUUAAAAUUUGAAUUUGAA